CUGUCGAAAAUGGCGUCAAGCUCGGAGCUGCCAGAAUAUUCGUCCCCAGCAAAACGACGAAAAGUCGACGGCAUCGGUUACAACGGUACCAGUAGUGUGAAACCUGAUUUCCAAGAUUGCGAGACGUCGCAUAAUACCCCAAAUGAAGAUCUCGAAGAGACUUAUGGAGGAGACAGUGGAUUCAAUGAAUUAAGUGAUGAAUCUAAAUCAGCUUCUGUAUCUCCUGAUGUUACAAACUUAAUGACUAUGCCAUCUCGAAUUGAUUCAACUAGUGACGACACUGGUUGUCUAAUCGACACUGCAGAUGAGAAGGAUGAAGUGUCAUCGACAGUUUCAAAUUUGUCUGACUUAUCUGGUCUUUCUGACUUCUCUGGGGAGGGAGAUAUCAGCCAUCAGUGGAGGAACGCAUCUUCGUGGGUUCAAAAACAAAUGUUAAUAGGUGCAGAUCCUCGAGAUCUUUUACAUCACCUUCUCAUGGAUUCUACUCAGAUACCAGAGCAGGUUGAUGAUCUGACCCUUUGGAAAAUUAUAAUAAAUAUGAUGUCGGAACCACCACGCCGACAAAAAUUAAGGCACAUAAAUACUUUAACAGAUGUUGUUAGGCUGAUACGUAAUAGUAACCGAAUCAUAGUAUUAACUGGGGCAGGUGUAAAAAAAAAUUUUCGAAGUAGGGAUGGUAUUUACUCCAGAUUAGCUCAAGAUUUCCCAGAUUUACCAGAUCCACAGGCCAUGUUCGAUAUUAACUAUUUCGGCCAAGAUCCGAGACCAUUUUACAAAUUUGCACGAGAAAUUUAUCCAGGGCAAUUUAAACCGAGUCCUUGCCAUAGGUUUAUAAAAAUGCUUGAUAAACAGAAGAAACUUUUAAGAAAUUAUUCACAAAAUAUCGAUACGUUGGAACAAGUGGCUGGCAUUGAAAAUGUAAUUGAGUGUCAUGGCUCCUUCGCGUCUGCAUCGUGUACGAGGUGUAAAUAUCAAGUAAAAGCUGACGAUAUUAGAGAAGACAUAUUUGCUCAGAGAAUACCAUUGUGUCCGAAGUGCAGAGUUAAUAAUUUGCCUCCUAUAUCAGAGCUAAAUCCAAAUGAAAGUUACAAAGAUUUAGUGACGCAGGGCAUAAUGAAGCCAGAUAUCGUUUUCUUUGGCGAGGGACUUCCGGAUGCUUUUCAUGAUGCAAUGGCCAAAGACAAAGAUGACUGUGAUCUUUUAAUCGUAAUCGGAUCAUCGUUAAAAGUCCGGCCGGUAGCAUUAAUACCUUCCUCUAUUCCGUCUCACGUCCCACAGAUCCUCAUUAAUCGCGAAUCGCUGCCACAUUUGAAGUUUGACGUUGAACUCUUAGGAGACGGCGAUAUUAUUAUAAAUCAGUUGUGUCAUUUAAUGGAAGAUUGUUACAAGGAAGUAUGUUGGAACGAUGCAAUCCUGAAGGAAACAACGCAACUUUUACCGGUGCGUUACUUAUCGGAUGAUACCUGGGAGCAAAGUCAAGACACAAUAUCCAAUGCCAUGUUAUCCCGAGAUAAUAUGGAGACUGAUUUUAAACAGCAUGAUUCGUGUUCCGUUGGAAGUCAAGACAGUCUUAUGAUUCAUAAGAAUAUCGUAGAAGAACACCUAGUAAAUGUGAACAGGUGUGUUUCACCUUUCUGUAGCGAUCAUACGAACAGCAUCGAAGAGAAAUGCAGCUUGUUGGGGGAGAGUCCUAAAAGAAGGUUGGGCGAGUCAAGCGCGGAAAGCAGUCCGAAAAGAAUGAACUUUGGCAGCAGUUGCGCAUCGUUUAACGACUUUAACUCAUGCUCUUCGAAAACAGAGACUAUUUCGGAUGGUUCACUCGACUAUAAAUAUCAUGCCGUUCCUAUGGAAUCAACGUCGAAAGAUAGUGGGAAAAUUUACAAUUUAGAAGAAUGUCAAGUAUUUCCAAGAUUAAUAGAAAUCUCUUCGGGAAACGCAGUAUUAGACUCUACGUUAAAGGCAAAUCAUUGUGUGGAAGACAGAGUGUCGUUAAAAAUGAACGACAAUUGCCCAGGAGUGGAUAGCAUUGAAGUUGACAAAAUGAAUUUUAAACCGAGACAAGUUUCUAUCGAUUCCGCUUUAGAUUCCGGUAUAGGCGAUAGUUGCAAUAGUGUCGACAGUCGAGAAGGGAAAAAUAAUAAAGAAGAAUUAAAAAGUAGAAGAUUGGAUCAACACUGUUGGCAGCCCAAAGUACGAAAAAGUCUUGCUGUCAGAUUACCAGAAAACUCUUACUAUCAGUUAGCACUUGGAAAGUACAUUUUUCCGGGAGCAGAAGUAUAUUCGGAUCCUGAAGAAUAUGAUCAUUGUUCAGUUUCCAUAAACUCCGAAAGUUCGGACAGUGACAGUGAUUCUUCGUCUGUGGAGGAAGAUGAUGGUGAAGAGGAGGAGGAGGACGAGGAGGAGGAGGAUGACGAGGAGCAGGAACAGAGGGAUGAGGAUGGAGAAGAAGAAGCGGAGGAGGAGGAGAACGAUGACGAGGAGGAUGACGAGGAGGAGGAACAGAGGGAUGAGGAUGCAGGGGAGCAUACGGAGAAGCUAAACGCAACUAUGGAGGUGAAGAGGCAGGAUGAAGUAGAAAAAAAAGAAGCUAUUGACAUGAUGAAGGAA
Molecule: messenger RNA, 2607 nt
Organism: Habropoda laboriosa
Lineage: Eukaryota; Metazoa; Arthropoda; Insecta; Hymenoptera; Apidae
Gene: Sirt1
Product: NAD-dependent protein deacetylase sirtuin-1-like
Exons: 9
Molecular function (GO): NAD+ binding
Source: RefSeq, a predicted model, not a curated record